ACCAAACACAGCUGAUGCAGCAUUCCUCCAUAAAGAAGUUGUCGUUUUCCUUCCUAAAAUCUGCACCCCAUUUUCUGUUGGUAACAUUUUCUCGGAUUUUGACUCGAGCAUUUGGUGUCUACGAUUCACAAUCUGUCUCCAUUUUGUUCAAGAUCGGCGAUUCUGUCUCUGUCGGUGAUAUCAUCUCUGUUGGCGGACGUGCCAGCUUGCCAUGUGAAGGCGUGCACCUCGGGGGGCAAACGGAGAGGCACCAAAAGGGGAUCCUGGAAUUGGCCUACCACAUGGCGGCGACGAUCUCUCAGCUCUCCUGCUUCUCUGCAGUCAACCGCAGUCUGAAGUUGCAGAGGUUAUCAUAUCUAAGCCCAUCACCAAAGUUCACAGUUUUGAUGAGCCUUGAAGGGCGUCGGACAUAUGCUUCCAGUUCUGAGAUUAAGACUAGUGUAAGCUAUACAGCUGGUGCAUCUAAUUCACAAGGUGAAGGAAUAGCAAAUUCAUAUCCGGAUUUUCAAGAUGUUUCUGUAAAGUCAGGAACGGGUGAGCCAGUGCAGGAAAAUGGUGUCAUUGAACAACAAAGGGCUGCAAAAAUCCAUGAUUUUUGUUUUGGCAUUCCCUUUGGUGGACUUGUUUUGAGCGGUGGGCUUCUUGGCUUUGUUUUCUCAAGAAAUCUAGCGACUCUGAGCACCGGUGUGCUCUUCGGAGGUGCUUUGCUAGCUCUCAGCACCUUUAGCUUAAAGAUCUGGAGGCAAGGGAAAUCCUGUACACCAUUCAUUCUAGGACAAGCAGCACUAUCAAUAGUCCUCCUCUGGAAGAACUACCAAACCUAUUCACUGACAAAGAAGAUAUUUCCACCAGGGUUUUAUGUUGCUAUUAGUGCUGCAAUGCUGUGCUUCUAUUCGUAUGUGCUGAUCUCGGGAGGAAACCCACCACCAAAGAAGCUGAAGUCAUCUUCUGGUGUUGCAUCUUGACACGAACAAAAUAGGCUUAUGUUGCUUAUGUUGACAUGAACAAAAUAGGCUUGGGAAAGUAAGUAUGAGUUGAUCAGCUAGUGUGUAUUUCAUCUUGUCUUGUAGAACUGUUUCUUUAUGUAAACAAGUGGCAGAAUUAUGAUGUCAUAGUUUAUUAUGCCACCAGUGAAAACAGCCGGUUCAAUAUAUGGCCUGUAAAUGGUGAAUGUGCCUUUUGCAUCAAAACAGCAAUAAAUACAAAUGAAUAAAGAAAAUCAAUUCAGUCUUAA
Carya illinoinensis is the source of this 1234-nucleotide messenger RNA. Its product is annotated as protein FATTY ACID EXPORT 1, chloroplastic. The record is from RefSeq and is a predicted model, not a curated record. NCBI's taxonomy places the organism in Eukaryota, Viridiplantae, Streptophyta, Magnoliopsida, Fagales, Juglandaceae. Gene Ontology annotation, cellular component: membrane. Bases 15 to 965 code for a protein of 316 amino acids. The transcript is spliced from 8 exons.